Molecule: messenger RNA, 1863 nt
Organism: Owenia fusiformis
Lineage: Eukaryota; Metazoa; Annelida; Polychaeta; Sabellida; Oweniidae
Source: the annotation of a GenBank genome assembly
AUAGAUUUGAUUGGUACAAAGUUUUUAAAUCCACCAAUCAGAAAGCUUGUUAGACGAGCACGGACAAGAGAGGAAAAUUCAAAACAACGUUUUCAGAUUCAAACUUGCUCUUCUAUUUUGUUCGAUUUCUAUAGAUUUUAGUAAAUUAAGAAACUCAAAACAUUUAACAACUUUUGAAUAAAACAUAGAAACAUAAUUUAAGUUACUUUCCAUCAGAAAGAGAUCACGGAUUUUAGUGAAAUUUGUCGUUAAACUUGGACUUCCUGCAGCGGAUUCUUAAAAAUAAAAAAAGUUAAAAAAUUUUAGGCUAGGGAAUCUAAAGUAUUCUUAAGUUUUUUUUGAUAAAAACGUCUUCAAAGCAUGCAAAUCGUGCAUCUAGAAUUAUAGCUGGAAGAAGACCGCUGAAAUUUCGCAAUGAGUAAGAUAAACACACGAAGGCGAGGUCCUCUGGGAGGGCUCGAGACGUUUGGAAAGAAUAAAGUUUCCAGCAAACCAUCAACACAGAUACAUAUAGAUGAGGAUGCAAUGGUGCACAAACCCCUCCCUGUCCAAAAGCGGGUUGCUGAUAGGUCAUCCCCUAGCUCCAAAAUUCCAAAGAAAAGAGCUGCCUUUGGGGAUAUCACAAAUAAUUCGCUAAAACAGGCAGGAUUAAAACCUGGUCAGAAACCAGUUCUCAAGAAAACAAUUAAGAAAUCCACAAAGACUGUUACAUCGUCACAAGAAUCUGUGACAUCAUCACAAGAAAAUGUGACAUCACAAAAAUCUGUUACAUCAUCUCAGGAAAUAAUCAUAUCAUCUCAAGAAGAAUUACCCGAUAUUGAGCUUUCAGCUGAUGUCAUUGACCUUCCAUUGUCUCAAGAGUCAAAAGGCCAAAGUUCACAACCACACUGCAAGAGUCCAAAAUCAUCUAGUGUUGAUCCAGUUGUUGUAGAUGUCAAACAAACUCAUAAUGUUGCCAAGCCAAAUACAAACGCACAAAUUGAACAGUUAACAGAUCAGUUAGAUUUCAUUGACGUAGACAAGGAGCACAUGCUUGACACAAACCAGGUGGCGCUGUAUGCACAUGACAUCUUCCAGUACUAUAAACAGAGAGAGCUGAAAUUUGGAAUUGAGCCUUACUUAGCCAAACAGAGUGAUUUAACCCAACACAUGAGGUCAAUCUUGGUAGAUUGGCUAGUGGAGGUACAAGAAAACUUCGAAUUGAAUCACGAGACGUUAUACCUAGCUGUGAAGCUUGUUGAUCAUUACCUAGAGAAGAAAUACGUCAAGCGGGAAAAUCUACAACUUGUUGGGUCCAGUGCUUUGUUCAUAUCAUGUAAAUUUGAUGAAAGAUGCCCACCAUGCCUAGAUGAUUUCUUGUACAUAUGCGAUGAUGCCUACAAUCGGGAAGAACUCCUGGAGAUGGAACGUGAUAUUCUCAGAGUCAUCAAUUUUGACCUCGGUAUACCACUCUCAUACAGAUUCCUCAGGAGAUACGCCAAGUGUGGUCAAGUUCCCAUAGAAACAUUAACUCUUGCUCGCUACAUCCUGGAGUUGUCACUUAUGGAAUACCAGUUUGUCUGUCAGCGUGAUUCCAAGGUGGCAGCUUCUGCACUUUUACUUGCGAUGAAGAUGAUGAAGACGCAUGAUUGGACGCCAACUUUGACUCAUUAUACAGGUUAUGUCGCAGCGGAUAUUGUUCCAAUUGCGAGGGAGUUGAAUAUGAUGCUGGCUAAUGCACCAAUGAAAGCAUUGAAAACUAUACGAUCAAAAUACUCUCACACGAUAUUCUCAGAAGUAGCAAAAACACCUCUAAUAAACAAUGCAACUUUAUCUGCACCCAGCCCAGUGGUGCAAAAUUCUCAGAACCCUAACUCUCGGUAG